Psylliodes chrysocephalus is the source of this 1314-nucleotide messenger RNA. The record is from the annotation of a GenBank genome assembly. NCBI's taxonomy places the organism in Eukaryota, Metazoa, Arthropoda, Insecta, Coleoptera, Chrysomelidae.
UUUGAAUUAAAUAUUUGAAUAACCUCUUCAUUUGUAAACAUUGUAAACUAAAAACCUUCCUCCAUGCUAAAAACUGUACAUUUCUAUAAUUUUAAGAUAUUUAAAAUAAAAUGGAAUAUCUAUCCAGUAGUGUACAUCUCUGCUUAAACUCCAGUAUUGUUGAACGUCUAAAUGGGGCCCAAAUCUUUACUGUUUCAGACUUUUUAAAUUCCGAAAAUAAACAGAUUGAGAAAAUAACGGCCUUAACAGCAAAAGAAAUUUUAGAACUGAGAAAAAAUCUUUUAAAAAAAUUUGUCAAUGCAAGAAAUGCUUAUAAUUAUUAUAAAAGUAUUUCAAAUGAGUUUGCAAUUGUUCCUACUGGUAUAUCCAGAUUAGAUAAUUUGUUGGAAGGUGGUCUAUUUACAGGAAAUAUAUAUGAAAUAUGUGGUUUACCAGCAUCAGGCAAAACAUAUUUCUGUUUGACGCUACUAAAUAAUCUUGCUUUGAAACACAUCACUGAAAUUAUGUACAUAGACACCAAAAAUGAUUUUUCGGCAUUAAAAUUGAAACAAAUGAUGAUGUAUCAUUUAGAAAAAGACGAUAUGAUAGCUGCCAUGAAUAGAAUUAUAGUCAACAAAGUGAAUUCAAAACAACAUUUUCUGAGCGUAUUGUUAGAGAUAAAACAUGCUUUACAAAAUGGACAAAUCAUCAAAUUUGUUAUUAUUGACUCGCUUCCACCUCUAAUCUGGAAUUCAGUAAAUCAUACUGAAAACAAUUCUUUUUUGACUUAUUCAGCUAAUAUCUUACAUUAUUUAGCAAAAGAAUAUAAUGCCAUUAUUAUUGUCACAAAUUUAAUAACAUUGUGGAAUGAAGGAGACUUCAAAAAUAGAAACAUUAUGAAAGAAAAAAUUUCUUGUGGUAGUUUUUGGUAUACAGUGCCAAAUGUUAGAAUUGUAUUAAAAAAAGAUAAAAAUUUGUGCAAAAUGACACUUACUAAAUCUAUAAGAUUUGUUCCACCGAUUAACUCUUGUGAUGUUACAUUUAACAAUAAUGGUUUAAUUUAAAACUAUAGUUUUAGUGUAAUCAUUUAUUAAUAUGAAGCCUAUUUAUUUUGUACACUAAGUGUUCAAAUAAUGAUUAACUAGCUAGACUGCAAAUGAACAGCAAUCUCAUUACCGAAUUAUCAUAAUUUAUUAGUUCUUUUGGAACGAAAAGUGUAUUACCAAUAUUUUAAAAGAAACUACACAUUAAAUGUUAUUAAUAUGGCAUAUAAAAUCAGAUUUAAAGGUCUACAGAUUUAUUAUGAGGAACAUUUCAUAAUUGGUUAGCGAGAGA